AUGCGGAACACCCUCGCAGCAGUGGCGCUCACUGCGCCUGCUCAUCGCUCUUUUCCAGCAUCCAAGCAAGCGAACAUUGCGCAGCACAAUCAGCAAAACUCAGCAUACCUCGCAACGCAUCUCGCCAUGGCAAAAAUCAACAACACAUUCAACAACUGGUGGCCACGACCUCCCAAACUCAGACUUUCGCCCAGGUCGAGGCGCAUACAACGUCAAGAAUCGGCUGGAACUGUCUCUCCUGGCAGAGUGAUAUCCAAGGCCGAACGAUCAAGCCGGCAGUCUUCAAGAAAUGACUCGGCUAUAUCCUCUCUCGAUGGCCCGACCGACAAAGAGCUUGAUGCCGCUUGGGAGGAGUGGGAAGCACACGAUCGCGCUCUAGGAACCCUUGGACACAGAAUCGUGGAAUGGCUUCAUCAUUUGUUCUUCCAGUCAUUGACAGACACGCUCCCUUGGCUCAGGAGAUGGUGUCGCCAAAUCGACGAACACUAUGCUCCUGAGGUCUGCGUGGCUACCCUCGACCGGCUCCGCGACGACAGGAAAGCGUGGAGGUCUCUCCGGGCACUGCUACUCAUGUCAAUACUUGUCUUGACUGUUUUUGGCUCGCUCUACAGUUUGGUUGAAUACUUACUUUUGGUUACCAGAGCAUCUGCAUGCAACACCACCAGCAUCAGCACUGUCUUCAUCCCAAUCACUGAAACGAUCACUGCUGGCAUGACCAGUCUUUCAUCGAGCGCCCUGGUCUCACCGGCGAGCGGCAACAACACCAGCGUGGCGUCGGCGCUGCCUUAUACAUCCACGUCGACUCAAACCGUGACGUCGUUCGUCACCGUCGGUCCAAGCACCAGCGGGUCUACGUUGCCAUUUGUCUACACCGUCGAUCCUUCUGGAAGCACGGUUUGGGUCAAUGGAGUGUCUCCCACUUCUGGCGUGUCCCUCGUCACCGCUACCACCUCGGUCUUCAUCACACCAUCUCUCGAAGCUACCGAUAGCACUCCGUCGAUCUCGACGACUCUCACUGCUGUCCCGGACAACGAGGCUGUGUCGAUCACCGUGCCGACCUACACUUCCACGGAGUACAGCUUUGUCAGCCCGGACAUCACGACGACCUCGACUUCAACGAGCACCCACUUCGUGACCUACACUCUCACGGAGGCUCAAUCUGCCCCGAUCGGAUCCUCCGCUCGCAGCUCCUUCCCAGGCAUGGCAAGUGGCGGCUGGAACGCCUCGACUUCUACGACUGCUAUCCUCAUGCCAGCAGCAGCCUCUUCCGUCGAGCCUGAGAUGUCGACUUUGACGUCGGUGUAUUUCACGCCCGCCAGUAGUGAGCAGUCGACGUCCACCACCACAACGUACCUCACAAGUACAAUCGCCGUGCGCUACACCACGACCAUCUUUCCCUCUGGUCCAUCUGAGGUUGGCAGUGGCUACGUCACGACCAUCACCGCCCUUCCUGUCACGAUCGGAGGUUACACAAGUUCGCCAUCGCUAAGCCCGGCUGAAUCGGAGGCACCAACUUCACCAUCUCCAUUGAGCUCGGCCUCAUCGACGCCAACCAGCAGUGCAGUUGGCGCAAUCACCGCAACAAUCAGCUCGCCUAUGUCAACUGCUAACCCGCUAUCCUCGAUGAGCACCUCGUCAAGCUUAAGUUCGGCCCAAUCUUCGAUCUCAACUUCGACCCUGAACACAACAUUGACAUUCGCAUCAAGCAUGCAACCUUCUGGUGUGUCGGCGUCGAGCCAGAACGUAACCUCUGCGAUUGGUACAGCGCCGCUAAGCAGUCUGUCCAGUUGCUCAUCGCAAGUCCAGGUCAAUACGACCGGUACCGUGCCACCGAUGGCCACAACAUCCAGCGCUCCGAGCCUCGUCCCGUACACGAUGAGUCCAAUCAGCUCGCCAGUGUCGAGUUCGACUAUUGCUCCUUCGAACAGCUCAAGCGUCGCGCGUGGAGUUUCUGCAUCAUCAGCAAGCUCCGUGGUCUCGUCGAAUUGCACUUCGGUCUCUGUGCAGGCGGGCAGCACUGGGAAGGCCUCUACUUUGUCUACGGGCAGCAAAGGCACUGCGUCUCUCACGAUCAGCUACAGCACGAACAGCUCAACGAGAGCGACGUCAAUCUCGAAGACUCGCGCAUCUUUGUCGCCUGCAGAGACGCCACCCGGUGGUGUGUCAAGUGCGUCAACAACUUCUUCCCACACGAAUCCUGUCUCGCAGUAUGACCCGACCGUUUCGUCGGCUCUACCGACCAAAUCUGGAGCAACAGCACCGUCCUCCUCUGACAUGACAAGCUUGGCCGUCACCACUUCUUCGUCGACCAGAGGAGCCUCGCCUUCGCGCUCCGGACGCUCCUCGGGCCAGUCAAGCUCCAGUACAUUGAACUCUUCGACCACGAAGCGUACGACUGCUCAACCAAGGUCUUCCACUAAGUCCUCCGCGGGGACAACGUCUUCUACAUCCACUGCGAGCUCUGGAAGCAAGAACGAGUCUCUCACCCGGCAACCGCAGACCAUGACAACGACCAGGUCCGUUACCAGCUCGAGCCAUACCUCAGCUCACAGCUCGAGUGCCAACAUAACCUCAUCGAACCCCUUCCCAGCACCCUCUGCCACCGCCACACCAAGCGCAGGCUGCGGCGAGCAUGGUCGUUUCAUGAUGGACUUCGAUGAUCUGCCCAACUUUACGCCAUCGGACGAGAACAACACAGACAUCACGCAGGCGCCGCCGAUCCUGAGCCCUUACCACCACCUGGCUUUCAGCGACGGCUACGUGUACGCUCCCGAGCCCUCGGAGCCGUAUACGCCGAAGUCAUCACCGCAUCUGGCAGUCUUCCUGGGCAACGCGAGCGGCAUCAGGUCCAAGCACCCAGACAACGGCGACUACAUCAAGCCUGGCGAGAUUGGAGACGGUCCGCGUGAGAGCAUGUCUGCAUACUGGUUCGAUGCGUUCAACGCCUGGUUCGGCUGUGACAAUCGAGGCCCUCAGCCUUGCGUCCUGGUAUUCUCUGCAUACACGUGGGGUCUGGCUACCAAGAUCGAAGCUCUCACCUUCCAGCACAAUGCGACUGUGCCGGCAUGCCGCCGUUCCGAAGACUGCCAGCUACAGAAGGUGGACUUACCGACCUCGUUCCGUGGUUUGACUGGGCUGCAGAUGCAAGCGUUCGUUGGCGAUGAGCAGAGGAUGUUCUUCAUGGACGAUCUGGCGCUCCGCUGGUCGAACAAUAGCUGUGCUGCUGGGCUGCAGAGGCAGAAUUCGCAGUGA
Messenger RNA from Saxophila tyrrhenica, 3252 nucleotides. RefSeq lists its product as uncharacterized. The record is from RefSeq and is a predicted model, not a curated record. The transcript has 2 exons. Bases 1 to 3252 code for a protein of 1083 amino acids. NCBI's taxonomy places the organism in Eukaryota, Fungi, Ascomycota, Dothideomycetes, Mycosphaerellales, Extremaceae.